Darwinula stevensoni is the source of this 569-nucleotide messenger RNA. NCBI's taxonomy places the organism in Eukaryota, Metazoa, Arthropoda, Ostracoda, Podocopida, Darwinulidae. The record is from the annotation of a GenBank genome assembly.
AGUUCAGCAGGUUGAUCCAGUUGAAGCAAGGAUGUUUUGUGGUUUGCUCUAGAUAUUGACGCUUUGGAGGAAAGUGAACCUUGGCCUUCUCUGUAAUGCAUAGAAUCUCUUAUAGAAAUUCACAAAUGUUUCAGUCAGCAAUGAAGCCCUUGAAGAUCGAAAACUGGGCAUCAUACAUCUUGCAGCGACUCAUGUCCUUGUUGGAGAAAGGAACCAAAUGUGAUGCUGUUUUGCAGCUUGCAGAUGGGAAGUCAUUCAUGGCCCACUCUCUGAUCCUGUUCACCUGCAGUCCCUAUUUUGACAAACCACAUCAUAAGCUCAAUGAUGGGUCAUCAGUAUUUCUUCUACCUCCUGAGACUGAUGAUGAGUCUCUUGUUGCCAUCCUCAGGUUCAUGUACACGGGGAAGCUUGACAUCUCCCAUGAGAAUUUCACUCGGAUUCACAAACUGGCCAAGAUUCUGCAAAUGCACAUUCUCGUCCAGUUUCUGGCCUCGAUCAAACGUAGCCCGGUGGCAUCGACCCGAAGUCCUCAGGUGCCCAAGAGUGCUCAUACUGCUGAUAUGUGUUGA